CCAUUCUCCCUGGUCAUGCCACAUUGCUGUAGGCAGAGGCAAGCGGAGGACUUUUCUCCGGGGUCUGCAGAGCUGGUCACAGCUUUGCGCGGAGCCACCAAAUGUCGUCACUACCGCCGACCUAACCUCGUUCACGAGGAGUCUGAGCGCCUCUUUGCGGCCACAGGCCGGAGCAGAAGGCUUAUAUGAUGCAUGUGAAGGCCACAGAAACAUUCUCGCCCCGUAUCCACUCUUUGAAUAAUCCGUGUUCUUGAGAGCAUUCUCGGAACGCAUCAUGGCCUCGCUCGGCGGCAAGCGGCUCUACUACACGAUCAACUUUGUUGCUGGACUUGCCAUCUUCUUCUUCGGGUAUGACCAAGGUAUGAUGGGUGGCGUGAACACGGCCCCGGACUACGUGCGGACAAUGGGGCUUGGCUAUUCGACGUACGAGGGCCCGGCGGAGGGGUAUGUUGCAACGAUAACAAACCCGACGAGACAGGGCGGCAUAGUCAGCAUCUAUUACCUGGGAACUCUCAUCGGGGCCCUGAUGGCUGGUGCAAUUGGUGACCGAAUUGGGCGCAUCAAGACUAUGAUCAUUGGCAGCAUCUGGGUCCUCCUCGGCGCCUCCCUCCAAUGCUCUGCCCAAAACCUCGCUUGGAUGCUCUGCGCACGCCUCAUCAACGGCAUCGGGACCGGCUUUUUGAACGCGAUUGUGCCGGUAUGGAGCGCCGAGGUGGCGACACACACUUCGCGCGGCGCGUUCAUCGCCACCGAGUUCACGCUCAACAUCUUCGGCGUUGUCGUUGCAUACUGGCUUGAGUUUGGUAUGGGAUUCAUCGGUAAUGGGGACACGCAAAUUCGAUGGAGGUUUCCCAUUGCUUUCCAAAUCAUUCCUGUGCUUGCGUUUAUGUUUGCUCUCAUGUGGAUGCCAGAAUCACCCCGCUGGCUGUUUAAAGUCGGCCGCAUCGACGAAGCACGCGAUAUACUACACCGUAUCAGAAGCGACGAGAUAGUUGCUGGGACGUCAGACCUCGAGGUUGAAAUACACGCCAUCAUCGAGGCCGUCAAACUUGAGAAAGCAUACACAAAGCGGGACUCAUAUUGGGCGAUGUUCUGGGGCAUCGGCUCGGACAAUCUGCACAUAGCGAGACGUGUCCAGCUCGUUAUUUGGUUACAGGUUGUGCAAGAAUGGGUCGGCAUCGCAGCUAUCGUGAUGUGGGCCCCAACUAUCUUCGCACAAGCAGGGUAUAGUGCCCGCAAAUCGCAAUGGCUCUCUGGGCUCAACGAUACGACUUACUGCCUCAGUACCCUCAUCGGCGUUCUCACCAUCGACCGAUGGGGCCGUCGUGUCCCACUCUACUGGGGAUCCGUGGGCCAAGGCAUCGCUAUGAUUCUCUCUGGUGCUUUGGGAGGUCUACUCAGAGAACACCCGGAUAAUGCGGCACAGUAUGGAGGCGGGUCCGCGUUCUUCAUAUUCGUGUUCACGGCCGUGUUCGGCGCAACGUGGCUCUCGAUACCAUGGGUGUAUCCCACGGAGAUUUUCCCGCUCGGAAUCCGCGCAAAGGGGAACGCGUGGAGCGUUGUCGGGUGGAGCAUCGGAAAUGGGUGGUUGACGCUGCUGAACCCGGUCAUGUUCAACGCGAUUCAGGCAGACACGCUGUAUAUCUUUGGCGCGAUUAACUUCCUGAGUAUCCCCAUGGUGUGGGCAUUCUAUCCCGAGACGGCGAACUGCACGCUGGAGGAGAUUGAUAUGCUCUUUUCGAGCAAAAGUCCGUUUGCGUGGGAUGAGGAGGCAAAUUUUGUUCGGCUCAAAGCGAACCACACGAUGAACUCCAAGGAUGCUGCAGAAGAUGGAAGUGGCAUGCACAAAGAGGUGGAAAAGGCAUACACGGAGCACGUCUAGGAAAGGGCAAAGCCAUCACGAAUGCUAUUAUAUCUUAUAUCGGAUUUGCUUAUAUAGAC
Molecule: messenger RNA, 1941 nt
Organism: Coniophora puteana RWD-64-598 SS2
Lineage: Eukaryota; Fungi; Basidiomycota; Agaricomycetes; Boletales; Coniophoraceae
Product: general substrate transporter
Exons: 13
Coding region: 275-1882 (535 amino acids)
Biological process (GO): transmembrane transport; carbohydrate transport
Cellular component (GO): membrane
Molecular function (GO): carbohydrate:proton symporter activity
Source: RefSeq, a predicted model, not a curated record